ACAUAUCGCAAGUGUUUAAGUUGAUGAGGUUGAAUUCGAUUGGUGUUCGGAGAUACCACGAUCGGAAGACAACUUUUAAAACUGAGCCAAACAUCUUUAAUAGGAGUUUGAAGAACGACAAUGGACGACCGGUUCGAAUCGAGUGAUGAAACAGAUGAUGUCUCGCAGACUGGGGAAAUGAAGACAGCAGACAAACUGCCUUUUAGUAUUAAAAGUAUCUUAAGCAGGCCAGAUGCAUAUAAAGAAGAAGAGGACAAUGCACACAAAUUUAAUAGGCCAUCAUUUUCGUUCAUACACGUUCCUCAGAUAGGCCUCACUCAACCAGUUACAAGUGCUAAUACAUUUAACUGUGCUGCUGUAAUUCGUGUACCUGCACACCGACCGACUCCCAGCCUACAGAUCCCGUUCCCGGCUGUUUUUCCGUGGAUGGAAAGCAGACGAUUAGCAAAGGAAAGACUAACAGUAACUCGUCGGAUAGGUCACCCAUACCAAAACAGAACUCCACCGAAAAGAAAAAAACCACGAACCUCGUUCUCAAGACUCCAGAUCUGUGAGUUGGAGAAGCGUUUUCACAGGCAGAAAUACUUGGCAUCAGCCGAAAGAGCAUCACUGGCGAAAGCACUGAAAAUGACCGACGCCCAAGUUAAAACAUGGUUCCAAAACAGAAGGACAAAAUGGAGACGACAAACGGCAGAAGAGCGAGAAGCUGAACGACAAGCAGCCGCACGAUUCGUCUUCAACCUUCAACAUGAAGCGAUGAUCAAGCAGCUUCAAGAGCCCUCUACGGCCGACACUGUCUGCGUUCAUAACAGCUCACUGAACGCGUUACAGAGCAUUCAACCCUGGAGCGACAGCUCAGCCAAAGCAGCAACUGAUAUGGCACGCUCAUCACCUACAUCACCUUCAACAUGAAACAUAAUACAUACAAUAUAUUAAAUAUAAUAAACUUAUUUCCAAUAUGUGUGUGUGGAAAAUUAGUCGGUAGAUCCACUGUGAUAACACAUUUAGAACUUCAUCAAAAUCUAAGAUGGUAAAGCGGUGGACUUAAGAAAGCCAAAAUCCACAAACGAAUCAUUCCAUCAUCACUCCAUUAAGAGAAAUGGUGCAGGCCUAUAUUUAACAAUUAUCUACCGGCACAAGCUUAUCUUCCACUCCUAACGAAGAUCGUGUACCAAGAGAUUGGCCUACUUGGCGCUUCAUACGCGAGAGGCUCAGAUAUGCGGUCCUCCUGAGUACCAACACGAUGGAAAAAAACACUACAAAAGUGGCAGCAAGAUUAAUGGACCAAACGACGAGUCUUAUGACAUUAUUAUUAUUUAUAAUUGUUACUUAAUAUUGAUUUAUUUUUUUUAUACAUAUAUAUUUUUCAAAAAAUGGCAAUCCGGAAAUCCAAUCCGGAAAUUUUAGUCAGGUAAAAAACGUAUAACCAUAAAGCAUAAUUCUAAACAAAUAUUCUUUUGUUUUAUCGUCUUCUAACUUUGGAUAAUUCACGUAACGUGUAAUGUGUUACUGAAUCGAUUCAGCAAUAUUACUUAUAAUGUUUACGUAUGCGACUCAGAUAGCCUAUAUAGACCUUCGUUUGCAGUCAACUGCUAAACUGCAGCAAGAAGAGUGCACAGUAGAUUUAAUUACGGAAACUAGGUUUAUUAUUAUAAACAAUGUUUAUUUCUCUCUUUUAAUAGUCCUACUAUAGAAAUAAUGUUGAAAGUACGUUAUUCUGUGCAAUGUCUCAGCUUAGUUUAAAUUUCUCUGUAUUUCUUCAUGGUUUAUAACCAUAUAGUUUGUUCUUGUCUUCACGAUUUAAUUCCAGUUCUCCAUAGAAUAGGCCUGAAAUACGCUAAGUAGAUAUCUCUACAAGUACCGCGUAUACACAAACUUUCCGAUGUUUUUGUUUGUUUUUAGAGUAAACAAAUGCGUACUUUUAGAAAAGUUCGCAUCCCAAAAAAAUCACUCCGCUGACGAAUUUAUUUACCGAAUAGAAAAAUAUAUUACAAUAAUCAAUUAAACAAGAAAUAAAUCAAGUAUCGGCUGUGAGUUCUAUGCCAAAAAAAGAAUUAGUUGAAAAAAAACAAAAAAAAACAAACAAACAAACAAACAAACAAAAAAACAGGGUAGUGGUAAAAUUAUGGUAUAUCUUACAAAUCAUAAAUUAAGCCCAACCUUGAGUUGACUGUAAACAACUGUGUAAAUAUUUUUAAAGAAAUUCUUUUUUAAGUCAACAAUAUUCGUGGCUGUUGUAUUGCAAGUUCGUCGUUUAAUCAGUAAUAUUACUUACAUCAUAUGUGCAAUUGAAUUUCACUCAAAUAUUUUAUGUUUAUUAUCAUUAUUAUCUUAUCAUCAUCAUCAUUAUUAUAUUAUUAUUAUUUUAAUUGUUAUUACUAUUACUACAUUAACGCUAUCACUCCAUAAUUAUUUUGACUACGGGUUACUUGACUAUGUAGUAUGUUUCAAAUGACGUUAACGAAUUUUAUGUAAAUAAGUUAAUAAUUGUUUAUGUAAUAUGCAUUAACAUGUAUUGUUGCUAAUACUGUAUUCGAAUAUCCAAUAGACCGGCUUAUACAGUAUCACGUGACUCUUACUAAGUGAAUAUUGUGUAAAUAUCAUUAAAGUAUGUAUAAAGAGCUGAAUAAGGUGUGUGGAUCAUUAAUGAAUUAAGUUUGAAACACGCUAUAGGCGUGAUAGCUUUGGCAUAAUUGAAGAAUAUUAAUACAUCCACGCUGUCAAA
Molecule: messenger RNA, 2725 nt
Organism: Anneissia japonica
Lineage: Eukaryota; Metazoa; Echinodermata; Crinoidea; Comatulida; Comatulidae
Product: T-cell leukemia homeobox protein 3-like
Exons: 3
Coding region: 121-912 (263 amino acids)
Biological process (GO): animal organ development; regulation of transcription by RNA polymerase II
Cellular component (GO): nucleus
Molecular function (GO): RNA polymerase II cis-regulatory region sequence-specific DNA binding; DNA-binding transcription factor activity, RNA polymerase II-specific
Source: RefSeq, a predicted model, not a curated record